This is a messenger RNA of Bombyx mandarina (wild silkworm), 1163 nucleotides long. RefSeq names its product zinc transporter catecholamines up (gene Catsup). Gene Ontology annotation, cellular component: membrane. Lineage: Eukaryota; Metazoa; Arthropoda; Insecta; Lepidoptera; Bombycidae. The record is from RefSeq and is a predicted model, not a curated record. Gene Ontology annotation, biological process: intracellular zinc ion homeostasis; zinc ion transmembrane transport. Gene Ontology annotation, molecular function: zinc ion transmembrane transporter activity.
UGCUGUCAAUGCUGUAUGUGUGGUUUGGAAGUGAUUGGUUUUAAAUUUGUGAAAUUGUGAAAAUGUUUGUAAGGAGUGGUAUAGCAUAUUUUGCUUUAAUUGUGACAUUUACUAUAGUUUAUGCACAUUCACAUUCGCAUAGUGACGAAUCUCCAGCUUUUAAGUACUCCAAACAUGCCAACGAACAGAAAGAACAUGAUGAUAAAAUUUAUGAACCAGAUUACAACUUAUACGUCAGUGCUUUGUGUUCUACAUUGUUUAUAAGUAUAGUGCCAUUCUUUAUACUUUUCUUUAUACCCAUAGAUGGUACAAUUGAAAAGCAGCCCUUACUUAAAAUACUCCUAGCUUUCGCGUCUGGUGGACUCCUCGGCGAUGCGUUCCUGCAUUUAAUACCUCAUGCACUCAUGCCUCACAACGACAAACAAGGGCAUAGUCACAGUCAUUCCCAUUCUCACGGAACCCAAGAACAUAGUCCACAUGACAUAACAGUCGGUCUUGGAGUACUUGGUGGAAUUAUUACAUUUUUAGUUGUGGAAAAAACUGUCAGACUUUUUAGUGGGGGUCAUGGACAUUCUCAUGGAGACAAAAAGAAGACUGAUGAUAAAUUGAAAAAGAAAACAAAGGAUAAUAAAAAUAAACAAGAAGACAUCAAGAUUGCUGGAUAUUUAAAUUUAGCUGCUGAUUUUACACAUAACUUUACUGAUGGACUUGCAAUUGGAGCUUCUUUUAUUGCAGGCCAAAGUAUCGGAUAUAUAACCACAGUUACCAUUCUUCUACAUGAGAUUCCACAUGAAAUUGGUGACUUUGCCAUUUUGGUCCAAUCUGGCUGUUCAAGAAAGAAAGCUAUGCUAUUACAAUUGCUUACUGCUUUUGGAGCAAUUUCAGGGACCUUUAUUUCAAUUUACUUAAGAGGUUCAGGGGAAGGCCUUGUCUCAUCUCUGAUAUUACCUUUCACAGCAGGAGGAUUUAUUUAUAUUGCUACAGUAUCAGUAAUCCCUGAGUUAUUGGAAGGCUCAAACAAUAAAUUUUCCCAAUCCAUUAAAGAAAUAAUUGCACUCUUAGCUGGAGUGUACAUGAUGGUACUUAUAGCACAAUAUGAAUAAAUUUAUAGAAUUUUUAGAUAAAAUGUAAUUUUUUAUUCCAAUAAAAUAACAUCACAAAAA